Molecule: messenger RNA, 504 nt
Organism: Peromyscus maniculatus bairdii (prairie deer mouse)
Lineage: Eukaryota; Metazoa; Chordata; Mammalia; Rodentia; Cricetidae
Source: RefSeq, a predicted model, not a curated record
AUGGAGACACUAGAAUUACUCAGAGACCAAGAGCUCAUGCUCAAGACAUUGAACAGCUGCCAUACUUUUUCACUCAACACCCCAGAAACAAAAGAGGAAGCCAAAAAGCUCUCACUUGAAGACUUUCUGAAACUGAUACUCAGCAUAUUGCAUGCCUGGAACAACCCUCUACACCACUUACUGGAGGAACUCAGUGCUAUGCCAGGAGCCCGUGAUGAUAUUCUAUCAAGAGUUGAAGAUAUUGAGGUAAAACACAAAGAGCUUCAGGAGAGCAUCAUGAGGAUAGUCAGCAGGGUUCAUCCUGGAAUGGAAGGAAAUUAAGAGUACCCUGUCUGGUCAGAGCUUGCAUCCUUACAAUCAGUGGAGGAAAAAUCACGUUUUUUUUUUGUUUGUUUGUUUGUUUGGUUUUUUUUUUUUGUUUUUUUUUUUGCUCUUUAUAAAUUAUCCUACUGCCUUUGUGUUGGCACAGAUAAGGUUAAUAUUUAUCUCAGACUCCCGAGUUGA